ACAAAACAAAGACGAUGUUUAUGGUAAGGAGAUUGACCAUAUUAUGUCAGCUGUCCAAAUCAGCUGUCCAAAAUUAGUUACGUCUGCGGAGCGAAAGAAGUAUCUAAGCGAUAAGCGUUUGUGUUUUAACUGUACUGGGGCCGAUCAUCGUGCCUCUGCCGAAGCCGAUUUGCUUGUACCAAAUGUAAGCGUAGACAUCAUACCUCGAUUUGUGACGCCCCGGAUGAAAGGAAGCCUCCAGCUGCGCCCUCUAAUGACACGCCACUUAAUACCGCAACUUGUGCGUCCAAUAGGUCUGUCGUUUAUCCUGUCGUAGUUGUUAAAGAUUUAUAGCGAGAAACGGACGGCCCGAGAAAGUAUAUUCAGACAAUGCGAAGACGUUUGUUGCUGGAGCGAAGUGGCUGAAACGAAUUAUGCACGACGAGAGAUUCAACGAUGAGUUGGCGAAGAUGGCUAUCAAGUGGCAGUUCAGCCUAAGUCGAGCACCUUGGUGGGGUGGUCAGUAUGAAAGAUUGAUAGGUCUUAUCAAACAAGGCACAGAUAUAAUUUGGACGAUUAGAAACAACGCUGUGCUGUUUAUAAAUAGUCUAUUUAGUGAACAUCCGACGCAGCACCGAAAUCAUUUCGGUUUACAGCAUUUGGUUAACAGCAUGGUUCGUGAGGCGCUCAGGGAACAAUUAUAGAUUGAUUAAAUAAGAUACAUAAGUUAUGUUAUUUAGUUUGUGACAAUGACAUGUGUGUCAGUUUGACACGACAAGUAGAGUGCUCGUUAAACUUAAUUAAAUCUAGACUAGGAACUCCUAUCGAAAAGAUCCAAAAGAAAAGCUAACCUUUAUUACAAUGUAGAAUAUUCAGUUAAUUUGCUAACCAGAUAAAUAUUGAAUGUAUAACCCUGAGGACACGCUAAAGAAUUCAAAAUCAGACCUGGGUAUCGUGGUAUAGACAGUUAGCUUAUGUUGUACAGUGUACUAAUGUCAAGGAUGGAUGAAACAGAAGCACCCACAACUACAUCCAAAGGAAUUAUAAUUUGCGUAUGUUCCUUUUUCAUUUCUGCAUUCUCGUUUGGAACAAUAAUGAAUUUUGCCCUAAUGCUGCCGACAUUUCUGGACGAAUUCAAUGCUGGAAGAACAUUAACAGCACUAGUUGGAUCAAGUCAGCUUUCAAUGAUCUUUAUGUUUGGACCAUUAGUGGGAUCUCUAAUCGACUUGUUUGGAAUGCGGAAAGUUUCAUUUGCAGGAGGAUUUCUUUAUUCUGUUGGAUUAAUCUCAGCUUCUUACGUUAAUUCAAUAUAUGGUUUAUUUCCGACAUUUUCUCUGAUUGUAUCUUUGGCAAGUGCUUUACUUUAUUCAUCGACUCAGAUAACGCCUGUUAAGUGCAUCUCAUCAAAGUACCAAGGAAUUGCAUGUUCUUUUGUUUCUAGCGGCGGGUACACAGGAACGCUAAGCCUUUCCUUAUUGAUCACAUUUUUAUUGGAGCAAUUUCGCUGGAAGGUUACGUUUCGAAUACUCGCAUAUCUUGGAGUCGUUAUUUGUGUGUUAAGUUUAACAUAUGGCUGGAUCGAAGAGGAUGGAGAUAUCUCUAACAGGAAUCGAAUACCGUCUUGCAACUGGUCCUUAUGCAAACGUCCACGAUAUUUUGUCUUUAUGUUUGGUUCAGGAGUAGCAAUGUUCGGAUGGCAGGUUGGAAAUUUCUUUUUGGCUGAUCGUGCUAAAGCGUACGGCAUUCACGAGAACCAAUCAAAAUGGUUUUACUUCGUGUUUGGAAUUUUUGGCAUCACAUUCGGACUUAUAGCUGGAAAGAUUGGCGACAUGAUUAGAUAUCGCGUUAUUUUGAAUAUAUCAUGUCUCUUUCUUCAUGGUAUCAAUACACUUUUCAGUUACCUUUGUAAAACUUACAGUACAUUAUUAAUAUACUCGGCUUUCUCUGGGAUAUUUUUUGGUAUUUACAAUUCUACACUUUGUCUCUCUGUAUUGGAUUGCGUUGGAGCGCCAAAUAUAGCUCAAGGCUUUGGAUUUCUUGUUUUUUAUCAAGGAUUUGCUAUAUUUCUUGGACCACCCCUUGCAGGUUUUCUGAGAGACACAACUGGCACGUUCAAACUUCCUUUAAUUAUUGCUGGAUGUUUGGAAAUGCUCGGAGCGUUAAUAUCACUUCCAGUUGCCGGAGUGAAUAGAGAUGAUAAUUUAUCUAGCUGCCUCAACUCUGAGAGUAGAGAGAACGGCGACCUUACUUCUGUUUAAAGUAUCGUGAUAUUCGUCAGGGGCCAGUUGUAUCAAGCCCGUUUAGCUUUGUAAACGGUGGUUAACUUCAUGCAAAAGAGAAAGCAAGUCUAUUGUUUUAUUCAAGA
Molecule: messenger RNA, 2344 nt
Organism: Dendronephthya gigantea
Lineage: Eukaryota; Metazoa; Cnidaria; Anthozoa; Malacalcyonacea; Nephtheidae
Product: monocarboxylate transporter 10-like
Exons: 5
Coding region: 954-2237 (427 amino acids)
Biological process (GO): transmembrane transport
Molecular function (GO): transmembrane transporter activity
Source: RefSeq, a predicted model, not a curated record